This is a messenger RNA of Stegostoma tigrinum, 2155 nucleotides long. RefSeq names its product ribosomal RNA processing protein 1 homolog A. The coding region runs from base 14 to 2131 and encodes 705 amino acids. Gene Ontology annotation, biological process: rRNA processing. The transcript is spliced from 16 exons. The record is from RefSeq and is a predicted model, not a curated record. NCBI's taxonomy places the organism in Eukaryota, Metazoa, Chordata, Chondrichthyes, Orectolobiformes, Stegostomatidae. Gene Ontology annotation, cellular component: preribosome, small subunit precursor; nucleus; preribosome, large subunit precursor.
UCCCUGUGCGGACAUGGCGGCCGCCGCCGAGGUUCAGUUUGCCCAGCGGCUCGCCUCCAACGAGAAGCGCUUUCGGGAUCGAGCCGUUCGUAAACUCCGCCGCUACCUGAGUGCCCGCUCGCAACGACUCUCAGGUGGUUUCAGUCAGGAAGAGUUACUGAAAAUGUGGAAGGGCAUUUUCUACUGCAUGUGGAUGCAGGACAAACCACUUUUACAGGAAGAACUGGCAAACACCAUUUCCCAAUUGAUACACGCCUUCAAAAAUCUGGAUGCCAAGUUCCUGUUCAUGGAGACAUUCUUUCAGACAAUGAAUCGUGAGUGGAAUGGAAUCGAUCGUCUUCGUCUGGAUAAAUUCUACCUGCUUAUUCGCUUGAUGCUGAGGCAAUUUCUGGAGGAAUUGAAGAGCAUGAACUGGGAUGACAGUGUUGUCAACCGAUUUUUAAGCUGUGUGACAAAUGAAGUGCUGAAACCUACCAGUAACACUGAGGCCAGUGGAAUUCGCUUUCAUUUUGUCGAUAUAUAUCUGCAGGAACUGGCCCAAGUUGGUGCGCACCAGCUGUCUGCAGACCAGAACCUGAAGUUUAUUGAACCUUUUUGCCGAAUUGCUGCCAAAACCAAAGAUCGAGUUUUGUUUCAUGUGGUCUCCCAAGGAAUCUUCGAAAUAAUCGUGGACCAGGCACCUUUUGCUAUUGAUGAUUUGAUCAAUGAGCUUCAGGGUGACGAGAAUGAGGACGGUGUUUGUGAGGUGCUGAAUUCCACUGACAAAGAGGAAGGUCCAUCUCUGUCAUCGAAGAUAAACGGUUUCACAUCUGAGAAGGCUGAGGGGCUGCUGCUGGAUGGCAAGGGAGAGAAGCCAAAUCCAGCUCAACAUGACGAUGACAUUGGACCUGUGCUUCAGUUCAAUUAUGAAGCUCUUGCUGACCGACUUUUCCAGCUGUCCAGCAGGGGAAACACUCCUGCCCAGAACAGGAAGCGUCUCUAUAAGUUGGUGAAAAAGUUCCGGGAUUUAGCUGAAGGAAUAUUUCCACAAGAUGACUUCCCUGAAGAUUUGUCAACGGAUGAGGAAGAUGAAGAUUCCUGGAGGAAGAAGAAAAAGAGGAAACACCGAGUGGAAAAGUUGGAGGAGGAACUGGAAGGAGUGGAUAAAAAGAAGUCAGUAAAAAGACAAAAGAGAAAGAAAAAGCCUUCCAAACAGAAACUCCUUUCAGUCAGCGACAGGACUGACGAGCUAAUAGUGGAAGAUGGGAGUGAAGGGUCUAACCCUAUAGAACAGGAGCCUGUACAGAUAAGGAAGAAAAAAUUGAGAACCACAAAAAUGAAGCAGAGGUUGUUGAGUGAUACAGUCAGUGAUGACCAUUUGGAGGUUAGAGGUCAGGCACAGAAAAAUGGCUGCAGUGACCAGUUGAGUCCGCCUGUUCUGGGUAUGCUUCCUGUGACAUCUGAUGUCGACUCUGUGACACCCACAGCCAAACUGAAGAGGAGGAGAAGGAGGAUUCACACUGACUCCGAAGGGAGCAGUUUUGCUGAAGACUCAGCACCAACCGAACCUGUUGUUGGGAAGAAAGUUAAAAAAUUGCUCGUGAAGCUGAGAAAGCUGCAAUCCAAGAAGCAGGCAGGGGGUGACCAACCUUCAACAAACCAAGCAGCAGGCAGGAGAAAGAGGAAGGGGAAAGAGCUGACUGAAGGAACCAGUGAUAGCAAAAAGCUGAAAGUCAAAAACUGUGGUGAUGCCGGACCUUGUGGUGAAAUCAAGACUUCAGCCACAACAGCACCUGAUGAAUUUGUGAAAUUUGAGAGCACUCCAAUUCCAAAACCCAUCUUCUUCAAGAAAGCCAAAAGUGCUGAACCUGUUUCCAAACAGCAAUGUAAUAUGAUUAAAGUCAUGUCCAUGUCCAGUGCAAAGAAAGUGCGGUUUGGGCUGAAAAAGAAUACGACAGCAGAAUUUAAAAGAACAGACAAAAGUAUUCUGGUGAGCCCAGCAGGAACAUCUCGAAUUGCAUUUGACCCUGAGCAGAAGCCCCAUCACAGUGUGUUAAAAUCUAACUCACCAGCAGCCCAUUCCCCGAGCAUCCUGGCUAAACGGGCAUCAUUCACCAGAAAGGGACGACCCCAAAAAAUGGAUAAUCUCUAAGUGUCCCAUGCUAACUUUUCUACA